AAGUUUUACUUGUCCCUAGUAGAAAUGAACAUUCCUUCUAUUGAUAGACCCGUUUUUUAUACGAAACGUUCUUGUCACAAAUAUCCAGAAGGAAGCCUCUACUAGUGUCCCCAUCGAGUUAUACUUCGCAAGAGUCUUCUUCCAAGUGCCUAACGGAAUGAACUUUUGUAUAGUGACUCACUUAUUCAACGAGCUGAUGGUUGAGAUUGGAAGAAGAUUCCUAAAGCAGCUUUGUACUUUCUAUAGUUUGCUUUCUUGUAUAUCUUUAAAAGUUGUAGUUUUUACAAAGUUUAUCGUACAAGAGGAUGCAGCAAUUGUCUUUAAACCUAAACAGUCAUGUUUACCUUCAAAAACACCUCAAAUGUAUAGUCGACUAUUGAGGAGAAAGAAUUCAACUAUGAUUCAAAUGCUAUGCAAUGACAAUAUACGAGAAGAGAGUCGCUAGAAUAGACUCAAUUCGAUUGAAUUGAAUUUCUUGAAAAAUAUCUUUUCUCCUCUUAACAGAAUUCACAGUAUCAAAUGCUACUAUUGUCUGUGAGUAAUUUCAGAGGAGAAAGAAACAGGAGUUAUUGACUCUUACAGAAAUUGAGUAUUGAUGAUACGCUUGAGUCACUGUUGUUUCGGAGUUUUGAUAAAACCACGAGAUAUUUU
Galdieria sulphuraria is the source of this 651-nucleotide messenger RNA. RefSeq lists its product as uncharacterized. Bases 158 to 445 code for a protein of 95 amino acids. The transcript is spliced from 2 exons. The record is from RefSeq and is a predicted model, not a curated record. NCBI's taxonomy places the organism in Eukaryota, Rhodophyta, Bangiophyceae, Galdieriales, Galdieriaceae.